CAAAAGCAAAACUAGCAAAAGCAAAACUAGCAAAAGCAAUCUUCUCUUGCAAGAGCAAUGAUGGGGUCACCACCAGAAGAAGUGAGGGUGCGUGAGGCUGUCAUCCAUCGAAGGGAGGGCGAGGAGCUUGGGAUCACACUGCGCAUCCACCCGGAUGGAUUUCUCGUUCAUGAAGUCAUCGACUGCUCUCCCGCUCACCGCGCCGGCAUCGCACCCGGAGAUCGGAUCAGGGCCAUCAACGGGCGAGCUACGCUCAAGUUGACACCAAGCAAGUUCAAAAAGUGCGUGGAAAAGGCUGGGUCUGUCGUGAGACUGCGCGUGGAUCGGGACACGCUCCCCUCCACCCGAGAAAUCAUCCUCCACAGGCACACCGACUGGAACUUCAAGCUCAAGUUCCAGACGGGCCAGCAUGGCAUUCAAAUCAAAUACAACGACGAUGUGCCAGCCGAUCAGAGGAUGGUCGGGGAGGACGAGGUUGUGCUGCGCAUCAACGAGCGGUCUGUGCGGCACUGCUCCUAUCGAGAGGUGCUCAACGCCAUGGUGUUGGCGGGAAACAAGAUCCACCUCCUCCUUCUGCGUGGCGUGCCUCCCGUCACGCAGAUCACCGUGCACCUGACCCGCACACACGUGCACGAGCCAUGGGGCCUCAACAUGCGCACUGUUGCGCCAGCGCCAGGCAUCUACGUGCAGAACACAGAGCCCCACUCCCCGGCUGCCGUCGCAGACCUGCGCACAGACGACCGCCUCCUCAUCAUCCCGCGCCUGAAACCGCGCAAGGAAUACGCCAUCGAGCAGCCUGCGACAGAGGACAUUGAUGUCACAUACGCAACGCAUGCAGAGGUGCAGCGCGCGCUCAAGGAAUGCCCGCUCCUCUCCAUUCGUAUCGUGGUCGCGCGUAUGGCCAUCCCACUCCCGCAAGAUUCCGCCAAGGCCAACAACAGCACCACCGCAGCCACAGCCACAGCCACAGUCACAAGCAUGGACGCGCUACACCAGCACGCCGCUUCAUCACCACAUCUCUCGCACCCGCAACACCAACUCUUCCCUGUUGCCCCCAUGUCUCCUCCUAUGGCGGUGGCGAAAGAGCCCAGUCACCACCGCCCACACGUGCGCCCGCCACAACGGCGCACGCACCACAGAAAGGACAGUCAAGGAUACGAGGUGAUGUCGCCACCAUCCAUGAUGCCAAGCAUCACGUUUGGCUUCCUGCAGACAUCGUCGCCCCGUUCGCCCGUCUACCAAGAGGCGUGUGACAUCGAUGGGUCCGACAGCAAGUCAAACGCCAGCAUCCUCAACAACGACGUGGCAGACAAGCACAUGCAGCAGAACCAACAGCCCGCGAAGGAGGGUGGUGAGCAAGAGCAGGCGGACAAAGCACGGGCACAAGGAGAUGAAGCUGAAGUCGUUGGUGGGGGUGAAAAUGGCGAUGGAGGGAAAGGAUCAAAGCGUGAGAACGACGCACCGGUCCCAGGAGCAAACAGCAGCAAAGGGGCAGGGGAGGAGGAGGAGAAACAAGGGCACAGCAACGGUACGCCGAAGGAAGCAGCUGCCGAGGCGCACGAGAGGAUGACGAAGACCAACACGAGGACUGAGGCGGUACUUAAACCUACGGGCGGGAACGGCGAAGAAGAGGACGACACGGAGUGCGCAUCCCUGUAUGAUCGAUACUUGGAGCUGAACAGGCAUGGCGUGUCGAAGGCGACGAAGACUCAGCUGUCGCACUCGCAAUCCCAGCCAGCGCUACCAGAGGUGACCCGGGGUGACGCGGACGCUUCCAAACACAAUGACAUCUCAACAGCGGCACAUCAGGCGACCGAGAGGAGAGACGAUGGCGAGCACGCAAGGAGAAACCGCCACGGCCAGCUGCAGGAGCCAACCUACCUGCCACCACAACUGCAGCUGCAGCAAGCGGCGGGCAUACCAACGGAGACGCAGUACGGAACGAGCGUAUUCGCGCACCUCUCUGCGAUUGACUCGUAUCCCGCCAAUGCAAAGAGGCGACACAAGAGGAAACACAAGAAGAAACACAAGAAGAGGCACGCCAAGGACCAUCUUCAUCACCACUUUGUUGGUUACCUCGACGACGAGCACCAGAGCAGCCGCCUCAUUCUCGACCACCAGCACCAGCAGCACGGACACGUGCACGGCCACCAACAGGCACAGUCACAACAACAAGAGUAUCACCGCCACCAUCAUCACCACCACAAAGACGCAUACCGCAAACGCAGGGCGGCGAGGUUGACAGACAAGCCACGGAUUGAAUCGCCCAUGCACGUGUCCCUGCCGUUUCGUCGCAGGAUCGGGCACAACCCCAGUCUGCACAACAACAUCAAUAUCAACGCCAACAACCAGAACACAACCACGACGCGUGCCGUUGUUCCUGACAUGGUCGAGAUUUACUGCCCGAGCCGGCAUGAAAUCUUCUAUCGCACAGGCCGCCCGUACUAGCGUGAGCGCCAUGAUAUUGCUGUGCAGUGCGCUUCACCCCUCACAUGUUUGUAUCGUGUGGCACACCCUUGUCAAUCGUCUUUGCAUUUUGCUGGUCGCCUGAAUGGGGGCAUUUGCUCUGUGUUAUGUUGUUCAGCACGUAUGGUUAACAUCUCUCUUUUACUGCGGGCUGGAGUCUUGUGUGCAAGGUUGUUGAAGGCGUGAUGGGAGCGACGGCUAUGAAGUGAAAAUGAACGAACAAUGGAACAAACAGCAC
Molecule: messenger RNA, 2704 nt
Organism: Salpingoeca rosetta
Lineage: Eukaryota; Choanoflagellata; Craspedida; Salpingoecidae
Exons: 6
Coding region: 58-2448 (796 amino acids)
Molecular function (GO): protein binding
Source: RefSeq, a predicted model, not a curated record